Messenger RNA from Ostrinia furnacalis (Asian corn borer), 471 nucleotides. RefSeq names its product single-stranded DNA-binding protein-like. Gene Ontology annotation, biological process: positive regulation of helicase activity; DNA replication. The record is from RefSeq and is a predicted model, not a curated record. Gene Ontology annotation, molecular function: single-stranded DNA binding. The transcript has a single exon. Lineage: Eukaryota; Metazoa; Arthropoda; Insecta; Lepidoptera; Crambidae. Gene Ontology annotation, cellular component: nucleoid. The coding region runs from base 1 to 471 and encodes 156 amino acids.
AUGGCCGGCUCCGUCAACAAGGUCAUCCUCGUCGGCAAUCUGGGCCGCGACCCGGAAAUCCGCACGCUGAACAGCGGCGACCGUGUCGCCAACCUGCGCAUCGCCACCUCCGAAAGCUGGCGCGACAAGGCGUCGGGCGAGCGCAAGGAAAAGACCGAAUGGCACGCGGUCGUCGUGUUCAACGAGCACAUCGUCAAGACCUGCGAGAACUACCUCAAGAAGGGUUCGACCAUCUACGUCGAGGGCUCGCUCCAGACCCGGAAAUACACGGACGCCCAGGGCGUCGAGAAAUACUCGACGGAGAUCGUCCUGCAGAAGUUCGGCGGCGUCCUGACCAUGCUCGGCGGCAAGCCGCAGGGUGAAGGUGAGCGCAGCCAAGGCGACGACUAUUCGUCCGGCUUUUCCGGCCCUGCCGGCAAAUCGUCAGGUCACAGCGAAAGCUACGACCUGAACGACGACAUUCCGUUCUGA